AUGAAAGGAGGCGGCUGGAGCAAAGGCACGCGCGGAGUGCGAGGGAUGGAUCAGCAGCACCAGUAUCAGCAACCCGUGGCGGCAGGACGCGCGGCGUACGAAUCAAUGGAUAUGCCCAAUAUGGGAAUGGAGAGUCGCGAUUACGGGCAGGAGGCAGCAGCGUGGGCGGACGAGAACGGUAACGAGGAUUUCGGACCGGUUGGAGUGAAAAAGAGCCGAGUGUCAUCCAACAUGGGGAGCUCCACGUGGGAGAUGAGCCGGCAGGAGAUGAAACGUAGUCGUACGGGCGAGGAAACGCCGUACGACGCGCAAGGCCGCUCCGCGAUUCCGGAUUUGCAGAGCCGAUCGAAGCCGGUGGCGGGGGCGAAGCGGGAGAGCGGCUUUUACGAAAGCGGCGCGUGGAGCAACGGCGUGCUGGGCGACAGGAACCCUAACUUCGCGAACGUCGCGAACGCCGCGAGCGUCGGUAACAGUCGCCAAGUGGAGGUUAACGACGUGGAAGAGGAGGAAGACGAGGAGGCGGAAGAAGACGACGAUCUUGCAGCCGAGCCGUUCUUAGAUCAUUCCUUAGAAUUCGCACCUAACGUCCUGUCGUCUAUGGUCAAAGGCGACGCGAGAGACGCUGACGACGAUCGCGCGAAUCUUGGCGGAAUCGACGACUGGGAGCAGGAGGAGCGGGAACGUGCGCGAGAGCGGGAGCGGGACGAGGAGGAAGAGGAGGAGGCGGAUGAGGCGGUGUUGAGAGCGGUGGGGGGGCCUGCACCACAUCGCGACAGCUACAGCCCGAAAGACAGUCAACGCUACAGUCAACGCGGCAGUCAACGGGAUAGUGGACGAGACAGCCAGAGCUACAGCCGAAGCAACGGUGUCAGCUACAAUCGAAGCAACGAUCCCAGCUACAGCCGGAGCUACAGCCACGGGCAGGAGCAGCGUCAGGGCGGCGACAGUCUUGCGAGUCGCGGCGACGCCAGCAGUACGACCCCCAGCGCGCCGCCCGUUUCCGCCAUGAGCGGCGGCCCGCCCGCGCGCGCCGCGCCCGGCGCGCCCACCCGCGCGGCGCCGCAGCCGCAGCGGCCAGAGGCGGGCGGAAGCGGGGAGCGGGAGAGCGCGGAGUCGCCACGGAUGAGCAGCGGAAGGUGGAGCGGCGGGGGGAGGUCCGCGAUAGGGCUGGGGCGGGAAAGCGCGCUGCGGUUGAGCACCGUGCGGGAGGAAUCGGGCGCAACGACGGACUCGCCGUCGCAGGCGUCGCAGAGCAGGGCGGAGAGUGCGGGGGCAGACGCGCCUCUGUCUCCCCACACCCCCACCGCGCCCCAUCGCACCACGGGGCACGCUCAACCGCCUGCUAUCGAACCCAUCCAACUCGCCAGGUAG
Messenger RNA from Closterium sp. NIES-65, 1371 nucleotides. The record is from the annotation of a GenBank genome assembly. NCBI's taxonomy places the organism in Eukaryota, Viridiplantae, Streptophyta, Zygnematophyceae, Desmidiales, Closteriaceae.